UUACGGCGUGUUAUUUAUGUGCGACGACGGCGAAGGGGGGAAGAUGGCGGCGGCCAUGGUGCAAAUGUCUUGUUUGUACCGUGGGAUGCUAGCGGUCAGGGCAACUGGAGUCCGACCGCACAUCCCAGGCCUGGUGCCGUCGCAGUUUCGAGCAUUUUCUGUGAAGAAGGAGAAAGAGCCGGAACUGGAGGACAAUCCAUAUUAUAAUAAAUAUCAGGAAAAGAUCAGAAAGCUACGGAGUGCCAAACCGCAGGAGUUCAAUGCUCGACUCGAGAAGCGAAAUGAAAUUAAACGGGAGCCACUCGGACACUCCAAACAAUCAGAGUUCGUCAAACUCAUGGAGCAGGAGUUAGCGAAGCGUGACAACCAGGCUGAUGGUUCAGGCAGAUUCACCAAAGACAAGUUUAUUGCACAGACCCUAGGAUCUAUCCUGAACUUGGACUUGAUCCAGGAUAAGUCAGGAGAAGAAAUUGCAGAGCUUUGGAGGCAGUAUUAUGCCACAAAAGACACCAUAAGCGCUGUCAUACCAUUCCUGUAUGCGUUACCCCAAAAGGAGGGCUAUGAAUUUUUCCUGGGGCAGUGGUCGGACCACGAGCUGCAUUUCACGUCCCUGAUCAAUGUCCAGACCAUGGGAGAGCACGCCCCCAGUCAGUUGAUCCUCUACCACUAUUCUGACCUGCAGAAAGACAAGGGUGUAGUGCUCAUGACUGCCGAGAUGGACCCUAAGUUCAUGACAGUACAUCUGGCUCAGUGCUUGGCCAAUCAGGUGCAGCUGUUCUACGGAACCCAGCGGCAGGAGAUUUUUCGAUUGGUGGAGACCUUCAACCACAAACCAGCUGACUUUAAGCACAUGGCAGUGAUCGCUGAGUUGGAACAGAGUGGCGUCAAUCCUGCGCUCUCCUCUGGGAACUAGAUCAAGAGUUGUCAGACUGUGAAAUUAUGCUCCAAUUUACCAAGGGAUUGGCACAUGGUCAUUCAUUUGGAGCCAAUUUUGCUUUUGCAAAAAUGACAUCUUUUGCUUGGCACUAAUGACCUGGUUGACCAGAUGCAUCAGUCAAAAUUUAUGCUAAAUUCACAGGCAUAGAUGAUGUAAUGAAUCAAUGUUAUUAAAUCUUAUCAAAGCCUUAAAUGUUCUUUUUCACCUCGCCCCUGUCCAUCUUACUGUUGUACUUGACAGUAGUAUUCCUGUCAGAACCCAGUCUGUAACCCAUAAGGCACUCUAUACUGUACAUAGGCCUGUAGUCAAAUGUAAUGCUCUAUGACCCCUUGUGGAAGGCAGUGCUCUAUACACGGAAUAGGGUGCCAUUUCGUGUAUGGUGUAUCCCCUUCCAAAUAUUCUUGUUAUUUUUAUAUAGAAUAACAACAGGAAUUUGGCUUUCAAAACAAUGAAGUGUACAAUGAGAUUUCGUACAUAAGUAUAUUUGUACAUAUAAGUAAAAUCCUCUCACUCUCAACUGCGUAUAUUUUCAGCAAACUUAACAUGUGUAAAUAUUUGUAUGAACAUAAGAUUCAACAACUGAGCCAAACUGAACAAGUUCCACAGACAUGUGACUAACAGAAAUUGAAUAAUGUGUCCCUGAACAAAGGGGGGGUCAAAAUCAAAAGUAACAGUCAGUAUCUGGUGUGGCCACCAGCUGCAUUAAGUACUGCUGUAGAAAAGGCCCAUGGAGUUGGUGGAAUAAUCCUUUAAUUCAUGGCGCUUUAAUUAGGUCAGGUGGAAAUGACCGACAGAUCUCAUCCCCAUAAAAGGAGGAAAUCGCCAUUGCCCGAUCUCGCUGCUUUCUCUUCCUUAACUCUGUCUAAUCCAGAAGUUCUGUGCGUCCACGAAUCCACGUAAAUCCACCGACUCUGUUACCUUUCAUCUGAACUAUCUGUUGCGAUCGGGAGAGUGGGCCAUCAGUUAUUGUUUAUAGUUAUUACCGCGGAGCGCGGCUUGGAGGGCACACUUCAAACAUAUUGUGUAAUGUGAAUGGUCAAUGAUCAUGGCCCUACGCAUCAUCAUAGGCCAAUUAUUCAAUCGAUAUGGUUAAUAUGUAAUGAAAUUAAUUACAUGUACACAUGAAGACACUUGAAAGGGUGAAAUGAGAAAUGUCAUUGUUUGCUGAACUGAUUGACUUUGAUAUCAAACUAAUAGGGAUAAUAGAUUGAAUAACCAUUCACUGUUUGGAUUCUUUUAUGAUAAAUAGUUACGAGCCUAAAUGACUCACGGAUGAUUACUUUUGACUUCUUAAUGAACUGGAUUGUUGAAUUCCCUAAAUUAUGUUAAUAAUGAAUGAUUAUGAAUUGAUUUUUGUGAUUAUGAAUUUGAUUGGAUACAUGUUAUUUUGUUUCCUUUGUUAUGCAGCACAGACUACUCAGUAAAUAUAGCACUUUAUGGUUAAAGGAA
Messenger RNA from Salvelinus fontinalis (brook trout), 2386 nucleotides. RefSeq names its product ATP synthase mitochondrial F1 complex assembly factor 1-like. The record is from RefSeq and is a predicted model, not a curated record. The transcript has 8 exons. Gene Ontology annotation, cellular component: mitochondrion. Lineage: Eukaryota; Metazoa; Chordata; Actinopteri; Salmoniformes; Salmonidae. Bases 17 to 913 code for a protein of 298 amino acids. Gene Ontology annotation, biological process: mitochondrial proton-transporting ATP synthase complex assembly.